Pseudogymnoascus destructans is the source of this 1753-nucleotide messenger RNA. RefSeq names its product glycosyl transferase (gene ALG8). Bases 206 to 1711 code for a protein of 501 amino acids. Gene Ontology annotation, molecular function: dolichyl pyrophosphate Glc1Man9GlcNAc2 alpha-1,3-glucosyltransferase activity. The record is from RefSeq and is a predicted model, not a curated record. Gene Ontology annotation, cellular component: endoplasmic reticulum membrane. Gene Ontology annotation, biological process: protein N-linked glycosylation. NCBI's taxonomy places the organism in Eukaryota, Fungi, Ascomycota, Leotiomycetes, Thelebolales, Thelebolaceae. The transcript has 4 exons.
UAGAAGGCAUAGACGUGUUCAUUAUUUUCCAGGUUAUCAUUUUUGUCGCGUGUUGAUUCGAUGGCUGUAUGGCCUACAACUCGAGCUAGGCCGCUAGGCCACCUCAGCUAUUCCGACGGCAACGCCUCCAACUUUUAAUAUCGUCAGAUCAGAUCCUCAUCUACAGCCCAUUGCACUCCAUAACGGCAGCCCUGGAUAUGCUUCCAUGGUGGAAGCAUACCCCUCGAUAGCACAAUGCGCCGUGCUGGCCACGGCCUUCAAGGUCCUCCUCUUCCCAGCAUACAAAUCGACCGACUUUGAGGUCCAUCGCAACUGGCUCGCAAUCACCAACAGCCUCCCCGUCCAGGAAUGGUACUACGAGAACACUUCAGAAUGGACUCUCGACUACCCGCCCUUCUUUGCCUACUUCGAAUGGCUCCUCGCCCAGGUCGGCCGGCUUGUCGACCCAGAGAUGGUCCAGGUGUAUAACCUCAAUUAUGAGAGCUGGCAGACCGUCUACUUCCAGCGCGCAACCGUCAUUGUCACAGAGCUGGUCCUGGUUUACGCCCUGCACCUCUAUGUCGAGACAUCCCCCGUCUCUACGAAACGCGCCGCCCGAGUCGCAGCUCUCUCGAUUCUCUUCUCCCCCGGCCUCCUCAUAAUCGACCACAUCCACUUCCAAUACAAUGGCUUUCUCUACGGGCUCCUCAUUCUCUCCCUCGUUCUUGCGCGCAAGAAGUCGACGCUGCUCCUCAGCGGCAUCCUCUUCGCCGUGCUCCUGAUGUUCAAGCAUAUCUACCUCUACCUCGCUCCCGCAUACUUCGUCUACCUCCUCCGCGCGUACUGCCUGGGCCCGAAGUCAAUCUCCCAUAUCCGCUUUGGCAACACCAUUAAGCUCGGCGUGAGCAUCUUGGCCGUCUUCGCUGCCGCUCUCGGACCAUUCGUGUACUGGGGUCAGAUCCCGCAGCUGUUGAGCCGCCUGUUCCCAUUCUCGAGAGGCUUAUGCCAUGCCUACUGGGCUCCGAAUGUGUGGGCCAUGUACUCCUUCAUAGACCGCAUCCUUAUAUACGUCGCCCCUCACAUCGGCCUCCCCGUCGACGCCUCCGCCCUCCAAAGCGUAACCCGCGGCCUCGUAGGCGACACCGCCUUCGCGGUCCUCCCCCCAAUCACGCCCUCAACCACCUUCGCCCUAACCCUCCUCUUCCAAGUCAUCCCCCUCAUCCGCCUCUUCCUCGACCCCACCUGGCCCACCUUCAUCGGCGCCACCACCCUCUGCGCCUACGCCUCCUUCCUCUUCGGCUGGCACGUCCACGAGAAAGCUAUCCUCCUGAUCCUUAUCCCCGCUUCCCUCAUCGCCCUCCGCGACCGCCGCUACCUAGGCGCCUUUCGGCCCCUCGCCGUCGCUAGCCACGUCUCCCUCUUCCCCCUCCUCUACACUCCGGCCGAGUUUCCCAUCAAGGUCCUCUACACCCUUGCUUGGCUGCUGGUCUUCCUCCUCGCCUUCGACCAUCUAGCCCCUGCGUCGGACCGCUCGCGCGUGUUCCUCCUCGAUCGCUUUUCCCUACUGUAUAUCGCUGUCAGUAUUCCGCUCGUCGCGUACUGUUCCCUCGUCCAUGGAUUAGUCUGGGGGUCCAGAUAUGAGUUCCUGCCCCUCAUGUUCACGAGCUCGUAUGCGGCCGUUGGGGUCGUGGGCAGCUGGGUCGGCUUUUUGGUCGUGUAUUUUACUAGCUAGACCUACCAUAGCAUAUAACAGACAUCGAUACCCUUCAAAACU